Hippocampus zosterae (dwarf seahorse) is the source of this 2655-nucleotide messenger RNA. RefSeq names its product prostaglandin D2 receptor 2. Lineage: Eukaryota; Metazoa; Chordata; Actinopteri; Syngnathiformes; Syngnathidae. Gene Ontology annotation, cellular component: plasma membrane. The record is from RefSeq and is a predicted model, not a curated record. Gene Ontology annotation, biological process: inflammatory response; complement receptor mediated signaling pathway; phospholipase C-activating G protein-coupled receptor signaling pathway. Bases 803 to 2146 code for a protein of 447 amino acids. Gene Ontology annotation, molecular function: complement receptor activity; G protein-coupled receptor activity. The transcript is spliced from 2 exons.
AAUCUCAAUAAUUAUGAUUCAGGGACAACAAAUGCAGCUUCUGUCACCCCCCACAGUGAUGAUUUUUUGACGCAGGCAAGUGCCCAAGACAUUCCUUUUUGUUUUGUUUUGUACAUCUGGUGCCCUGGUAUCGAUUGGCGACCGAUUGAGUGUGUAGUUGGCCUUUUGCCUGAAGUAUGGAUAGCCUCCCCUGCCUGCCACCCUGAACAGGAUAAACAGUGAAAAACGAUUGCAAAAGGGUGAACAUGGUGAAUAUUUGAGUCUUCAAUGUCUACCACUAGAUGGCGAUGUAAACCAGAUGGGUCAUGUGCCCAGUGUUGCUUAUUUCAUGACUUGUUUGGGGCGAUGGAGAAUAUUAGUUCAAUUUUAUUCAAAUCUUGAGUCAAUGUGUUGUGUUCGGAGACAAAUGCCCUGUGACAAUUCAGUAUAUCAUUCUCUCUUUGGUGGAACAAUUUGACACAAGUCUUAUGUCGGCCGAAUGAUUAGAUGAGACAAUCAACGACAAAUUGCGGGUAUCUUUUUUUUUCCCCCUGUCUAAAUCUUGGUAGUUGCCAGCAACCUUUCUUUUCUUAGAACCUUAAUAAAUAAAAAUAAGAACUAAAAUUGGCAUUUAUGUUAACGCCCUGCUUCACUUCAUGACCUUCCCAUCAGCAUUCAAGGAGGGGCAAGCAAGAUUCAGUUACGUGGGCUGAAGUGACAGAACAGGAUGAGAUGAGCACUUGUGACAGUAAGGCAAUCAGAAAACAGGUAGUCGGAAGGAAGCAAAUGGACGCCAGACUGAUGUGUAAAGUCUAGAGCACUAAUGUCCAACACAACCUUCGCCUCCAAUGCCUCGGGGCAACAACAUUUUUGUCCCCUGCUGCAGCUCAUGCAUGAGCAUUCCCUGAACAACCACACCAAGACCAACUGGAUAGUCGUUUGCUUGCAUGGCCUGCUCUCCUGUUUCGGGAUUUUGGAGAACGCCCUGAUCCUUUGGGUCGUGGGAUUCCGUCUGCAGCGUCGUACCGUGGCCUCCGUCUGGGUGCUCAAUCUGGCAAUGUCUGACUUCCUGGCCACUCUGACACUUCCUCUCUUCACGCUCUACCUUGCCUUCUCCCACAGUUGGGAGCUCGGCAAUAUCCUCUGCAAAAUACAAGCGUCCAUCUUUUUCUUGAACAUGUUUGUGUCUGCCUUCUUGCUGGCAGCCAUUUCACUGGACCGCUGCAUUCUGGUCACCAAACCGGUGUGGUGCCAGAAUCAUCGAUCCGUGGCACGAGCGUGGAAGGUGUGUUUACUGGCGUGGCUGUGGGCAGCAAUGAAUACAUUUCCUUACUUCCUGUUUCGCUCAGUGACUGAGACCAGGGAUAAAAGAAAGCUGUGCUACCAUAAUUUUGCCCUGCAUCAAACAUCGGAAGGCACACUCGAGAGAGACUGUGAAUUGAGGCAAACAGCCACCGCUGUCUCGAAACUGUUGCUGGCAUUCCUGGUUCCCUUCAUGAUAAUUGUGGGAAGCUACAUCCAGAUUAGUGUCAGCCUGAGGAACAGGAGUCGAAAGAGGAUGCGGCAGAGCAUCAAGUUAAAUGGCACGUUAAUUGGAUCGAAUCAUGACGAGGCAUCAAGAGCUCCAAGUACGACGAAUAUCUCUCUAAAGUCUCUUGCUUUUGGCCGCUCGCUGUCCCUGACAUCUGCACCCUUGUCCCCAACCAACUCGUUUAGUCUGAACAAUCACAACCAGCUUUCCCAGAGCUUCACCAAGAUGGUGACAUUUGUGAUUGUGGUGUUUGCCUUAUGCUGGGCUCCUUAUCACAUAUUCUGCAUGAUUGAGGUAUCCGCCCUGUACUAUCGGGAAAACCUCAAAGUGGUGGAGGUGGGACUGCAUCUCGCCACGACAUUUGCAUUCUUAAAUCCUGUGUUGAAUCCCAUUCUGUACGCCUUUAGUUGCCCACACUUUUGCAAGAGGAUAAGACAAAGCUUGGGGGUUGUCUUUGAUGGACUCGUAGAGGAGGGAGGAGGAAAACGAUUGGCUCCGGCAUUCAGUACACGAGCUAAUAAGAGGCCCAAAAGGAGUCGAGGUCGCUGCUUUGCUUCAUCUGGAUCACCAGAGACUCCACAAUCCCCUCAGACGUUGCCUGGCCCCUCGGCAUUCUUUCCUGCUACCGACGAUUAAUAGGGCCUCAAGGAUGUCCACAAAGCAUCUAGACUGUGAAUCAAAACUGAAACUUACUUGAUGUCCGGUUUGGUGAAAGACUUUCGUCGUUUUAUGAAUAAUCGUCAUCCACGUUGACACAUCUGUUUUGCAUGUACAGCAUAAACACAUGAGUAUUCAAACCAAAAUCUUUUUGCAUUUUGACGGAUAUUGGUCCGCUUUCAUUGAUUUGCAAAUGUCGAGUGAAUUAUUAAAUCCUCCGAAAAUUUCAUGAAAUUCAUCCUUUAUCCAAUUACAUAAAAUUGUUCUUUUAAAGUGGGAGAGCCAUUAGAAAACGGGACCUUAGUAUAAUAUUUUUCAUCAGACUUGCAUACUAGACACAAGAACUGUGUGAUCUUCCUGGAGCCAGUAUAAAAAAGAUAUAAUCAUUGUAAAUGUGCUAUGUAAAUGCAAAUAUAAAGAAUUACAAUGCAAGCUGGAAUUGUUGUGCAAAGAGUAAGUGAAAAGAAAAUACAAGUAUUUACAAAUCC